AUAAAAACUUACUCUACUCGUUCUUUUCAUUCUAUAUACAAAUUCACAUCACAACCUCUCUCUCUCUCUAUCUAUCCUCCCCUCUCUCAACAUUCUUUCAGUCAACGCCGCCGUGCACCACCGCAACACAUGGAAGGCGGCGACGGCGGAAGUAGUUCACCAACAUCAAGCGGUGAAAAAAGAAAGAAAAGAGACGUCGACAAACCCUAUAGAGGAAUAAGGAUGAGGAAGUGGGGAAAGUGGGUGGCCGAAAUUCGUGAACCAAAUAAACGUACACGAAUUUGGCUUGGCUCUUACUCAUCCCCUAUUGCGGCAGCCCGUGCUUACGAUACCGCGGUUUUCUAUCUGCGUGGGCCCUCAGCACGUCUCAACUUCCCCGAGUCAAUUGGAGAUGAUGGCCAUCUUCUUGACUUAUCGGCUGAUUCCAUCCGUAAAAAGGCUACUGAAGUUGGAGCUAAAGUGGAUGCGUUACAAAACCAAAACGGGCACACAAAUCGUGGUUCGAGUGAGCCGUACUCGGGUCCCGACCUCAACGAAUACCCGAGUCCAGAAUCCUCGGACGAAAGUUAAAAUAAUUUAAGAGGGUCAAUUAAAUAUGUACGUAACCGAUUGAUCAUCUAUGGAGUCUCACACCGACCGACCAGCAGUCUCAGGACCAACAUGAAUGAAGACUUGAAGAAAGUUAAUUAUAUAAGCGUGUUACGGAAUUGAACCAAUCAAUAUUUACUAGCUUGUUGAUAUGGAUAUGGAUAUGGAUAUUAAGGGGAAAUUAAUCAUCAGAGUUAGUCUUCGUUAAUUUUUGGUUGGUAUUUAAAGGAAAAAUUAUUAUUAUUAUUAUAGUAUAUUAUAUAGUUUAUAAUUUUAAUUAUAGAUAGAUGACAGAGGGGAGAGAUGUAUAAUCCGAAGGGAUUAAAGAUGUUCAUCGUCCCAAAGUUUAUUAAUUAUUGUUAUGUUAUUGUUAUAUGGUUUGCUUAAUAAUUUAUCAACAAAUAGUUGUAAAUUAAUUUAAUUAAUUAAGCAAUUGAAGGUAUGGUUGUAGCUUCAUUAA
Erigeron canadensis is the source of this 1048-nucleotide messenger RNA. Its product is annotated as ethylene-responsive transcription factor ERF010-like. The transcript has a single exon. Gene Ontology annotation, biological process: regulation of DNA-templated transcription. Gene Ontology annotation, molecular function: DNA binding; DNA-binding transcription factor activity. The record is from RefSeq and is a predicted model, not a curated record. The coding region runs from base 130 to 570 and encodes 146 amino acids. NCBI's taxonomy places the organism in Eukaryota, Viridiplantae, Streptophyta, Magnoliopsida, Asterales, Asteraceae.